This is a messenger RNA of Tachyglossus aculeatus (Australian echidna), 2311 nucleotides long. It is a transcript of the gene HDAC10, whose product is annotated as histone deacetylase 10. Bases 103 to 2271 code for a protein of 722 amino acids. Gene Ontology annotation, cellular component: histone deacetylase complex. Gene Ontology annotation, biological process: chromatin organization. NCBI's taxonomy places the organism in Eukaryota, Metazoa, Chordata, Mammalia, Monotremata, Tachyglossidae. The transcript is spliced from 21 exons. Gene Ontology annotation, molecular function: histone deacetylase activity. The record is from RefSeq and is a predicted model, not a curated record.
GGCCUGACCGGAAGUAGGCCGCAGUGUGGUUCACCGACUCCCACAGAGAUCCAGUUGGGAUUUCUCCCGGAGUUCUCCGCUGCUCUCCCGCCGGGCCCAACGAUGGCCUCUGGAACAGCCCUCCUCUAUGAUGAAGCCAUGACCCGGGUGGAGCUGCUUUGGGACGACCCCAUCUGCGCCAUCGAGGUCCCCGAGCGCCUGUCGUCUUCCUACGAGAGGCUGCGGCGGCACGGGCUGGCCCAGCGCUGCGUCCGCCUCCCGGCCAGAGACGGGACCGAGGAGGACGUUCGGCUCGUGCACAGCCCCGAGUACCUGGAGGUGGUCAAGGCGACCCAGACGAUGGGCCAGGAGGAGCUGCGGGCCCUGUCGCAGCGCUACGAUGCCGUUUACUUCCACCCGGCCAGCUACCAGUGUGCCCGGCUCGCCGUGGGGGUCACCCUGCAGCUGGUGGACGCCGUGCUGACCGGAGCCGUGCGCAACGGCAUGGCGUUGGUCAGGCCCCCAGGACACCACAGCCAGAGAGACGCUGCCAACGGGUUUUGCGUGUUCAACAACGUGGCCAUUGCAGCCCGGCACGCCAAGGCCAGGCACGGCCUGGAGAGAAUUCUCAUCGUGGACUGGGACAUUCACCACGGUCAGGGCACUCAGUACCUGUUCCAGGAUGACCCAAGCGUCCUCUACUUCUCCUGGCACCGCUACGAGCACCAGCGUUUCUGGCCGCAGCUCCGAGAAUCCGACUUCGACGCCGUGGGGCAGGGCCGCGGCCGAGGAUUCAACGUCAAUGUGCCCUGGAAUGAGGUGGGAAUGGGGAAUGCCGACUAUCUGGCCGUAUUCUUCCACGUUCUGCUGCCGCUGGCCCUGGAGUUCAACCCCGAACUGGUCUUGGUGUCCGCGGGCUACGACUCCGGGAUCGGGGACCCCGAGGGAGAGAUGGUCGCCACGCCAGAGUGCUUUGCACACCUGACCCAUUUCCUGCAGCCACUGGCGGGGGGCAAGCUGUGUGUUGUCCUCGAGGGCGGAUACCACUUGCUGUCGCUGGCGGAGUCUGUCUGCAUGACGGUCAGGACUCUCCUUGGUGACCCCCUGCCCCCGCUGCCGGGCAACAUGGAGCCGUGCUUCAGCGCCCUGGAGUCGAUUCAGAAUGUACGAGCUGCCCAUGCCCCAUACUGGACGUGCCUCAGGCAGAAAGGCGCCAUCCCGGAACGGGAGUCCGGACCCCCGGAGCAGACGUCGGUCCCCCCGGGCCAGGAAGCCGAACCCAGAGACGCCGCCAGCCUCGUGGAGGAGGCCCUGGCCACUCUGAGGACCGGCCUGCUGGGCCCCAUCCCUCCGAUCCGCACGGCCGCCGGGCUGGCCUCCGGACCCGCGGGGUGGCCCCUGCCCUCGGCCGUACACCGGGAAGAGGGGCCUGCCGGCGGAGGGGACGCUGCGGCUUUGGCCAGUAAAGGUGAAGCCCAGUUUGGAGACAAAGAUGCCUGUGAGUCUCUUGGAAAACUCCUGGCCAUCUUGGACAAAAUCCUGACAAAGCAGGUCCGCAACGGAAUCGUCACGACGCCUGUGGCUUCUUCCUCUUCUGCCGUGGCCAUCCAGCGCUGCGUCGACUCCGGACUUAAGAGGGUGCUCUGCGUCGCCGUGGGAGACCUGGAUAUCGCCACAGACCUGAACGAAGAGGGCCAAGCCCUCCUGAUUCACGUCGGAGGGGCCGACGGGCCCGGAACCAGCCCUUCCAACUACCGCGUCCCCCUGGCCUGGAAACAGGGCGCCGAGGACAGCGGCUUCGCCCUGGCAAUCCCCGGCCUCCUCCUCCCCGUGGCUUAUAGCUACCGGCCCGACGUGGUAGUCCUGGCUUUGGGGGCUGGCACCGACCUGGACCGAGGGGAGACUUGGCUGCUCACCAGCUUGCUGCAGGGCGUUGCCCAGGGCCGGCUCCUGGCCGUGGUCCAGGAUUCGGAACUCCCCUAUGUGGAGACGCUGACUGGAGCCCUUCUGGGGGCCCCCCCACCCGCCCUGGGCCCCCCCAGACCCACGUCCCCCCGAGAACGUGCAGGCCCUGGAGCAGCAACGGCAACGGCUGCAGCAGCAGUGGAGCAUGCUGCGGCGCUCGGUAAAGUAAGCGCGACCCGUCUCCUCUCCUCCCACCCCCACCACCGUUCGGACCUCCACGGCCACAGGACAGCGAAGCCCGGCAGGCGCCGUAGGCUGAAGCCACAAGACACGGGGCCGGGGUGGGAGGUGGUUGGGACCCCGAGCCCGCCCCCACCAACCAAGUAAACAAUAACAAUAAAUAAUAAAGAUGGCAUUUGUUAAGCGC